AUGUCGACCCGAACUGUGGCCGAUCAGGACCUCUCCUUGCCCCUGUCCACCCUUCUGCGUUCGGGGACUGCUGCAUUGCACGAGCAGGUCGAGAAGAGUCAAGGAGCCGGACGUCUGGCGCGAGGGGAGCUCGACGAGCCUGAAUACGUGCAUUUCCUCAUGAUGCUGUGGCACGUAUACGACACGCUGGAACGCGCUCUCGGGAAACAUGUUUCUCAUCCAGUUCUAUCUUCUAUCCACAACCCUACCCUACUUUCUCGUGCGGCCAGUCUUUCCGCCGACAUUGCCUUCUACCUUCAAACGAACGAGUCUGACUGGGCCUCCCACCCCACUCAUGUGGCGUUCGUGGAAUCGCCACCUGCGGCUCUCACUGACUAUGUCUCGCGCAUGGAAACUGUUGCCGACUCAAGUGAUCCGUCUCCUCUGCUAGCCCACGCCUACGUUCGCUACCUCGGUGAUCUUAGCGGCGGGCAGAUUAUUCGCAAUCGCAUUAUUAAGGCAUACGGGCUGGAAGGCGACGCUGGAGUCGCUUUCUAUGACUUUUCGCCUCUGGGAGGCACCGGGCGGGCGACUAUCGGCGACCUGAAGAAGAUCAAGGAGUGGUUCCGUCACAACAUGGAUACGUCCGUCGGUAGCAACGAGGCAGUGAAGGCUGCCAUACUGCGCGAGGCAUGCAUUGCCUUUGAGCUUAAUGGUGGACUCUUUGCCGCUCUUGACGAUUUAGCCCCGACAGACUCUCUCGAUGUCUCGCUCCCUCCAUUAGGCGAGCCGUCCACACCCGUCGAGAGCGACUACAACGAUCAAGCCGAAGCGAAGGUUGUGUACGACAGUUCCACGCCACAGGGGACGACAUUCCAGAUAUCAUCAGUCAUUGCUGUCAUCGCGGCAAUGUCCCUGGCUCACUUCAUCCUGGUCGUGGGAGGAUUCACAGGGGACAGGGGCGCUGCGAAGCUGCAGGCUGUGAGGGAUUGGCUCGCCGCUCGUUGA
Messenger RNA from Postia placenta MAD-698-R-SB12, 987 nucleotides. RefSeq lists its product as hypothetical. The record is from RefSeq and is a predicted model, not a curated record. NCBI's taxonomy places the organism in Eukaryota, Fungi, Basidiomycota, Agaricomycetes, Polyporales, Adustoporiaceae. The transcript has 3 exons. Gene Ontology annotation, biological process: heme oxidation. Gene Ontology annotation, molecular function: heme oxygenase (decyclizing) activity. Bases 1 to 987 code for a protein of 328 amino acids.